This is a messenger RNA of Sodiomyces alkalinus F11, 1696 nucleotides long. Its product is annotated as guanine deaminase. Gene Ontology annotation, cellular component: cytosol. Gene Ontology annotation, molecular function: zinc ion binding; guanine deaminase activity. Bases 187 to 1587 code for a protein of 466 amino acids. NCBI's taxonomy places the organism in Eukaryota, Fungi, Ascomycota, Sordariomycetes, Glomerellales, Plectosphaerellaceae. The transcript has a single exon. Gene Ontology annotation, biological process: guanine metabolic process. The record is from RefSeq and is a predicted model, not a curated record.
UACUCGUUUAGGGCCAUGGAAUCAGACCAUACCUUAUCCUUCUCACGUUUUUUCUAUAAUCGACUGUACCUAUUUAUGACUUAUCCAGCCGAACAGUUUUCAUUCAUUGGAGGAUUUAUACCUCCCCGUUAUUGACCUCUAACAGCAGUCUUGGACUCUGAGUGUUGGUCACUGCACACUAUUAUCAUGGGCUCUCCCCUUGUCUUUCGCGGAGCUAUGAUCCAUUCUCUGGACCUCACUCAUCUCGAAAUCCUCGAAAACGCAACCCUUAUUAUCAGUCCCGACGGCCGUAUCACCGCCUUCCAGAAAUCAUCCGCUCCAGGUACACCCGAUCUACCCCUCCCCGCCGGCGCCAAGGUCCAUCAUCUCCCUCCGGGCGACUUUCUCAUCCCAGGCUUCGUCGACACUCAUAACCAUGCGCCGCAAUGGCCCAUGCGUGGCCUCGGCCAGGGCCUUCAUAUCCUGGACUGGCUAGAGCAAGUCACCUUCCCCGUCGAAGCACGCUUCUCCGAUCCCUCGUACGCGCGGAAGACGUACGAGCAAAGCGUGGGCGACUUCCUCCGCCACGGCAUCACCACGGCGUCGUACUACAGCUCCCGGCAUGCCGAGUCGACACGUAUCCUGGCCGACAUCUGUCACGCGAAAGGCCAGCGGGCCUUCGUGGGGAAGUGCAACAUGGACCGCAACGCCCCCGAGUACAUCCGCGAACAGGGCGCCGCGGACUCCCUUCGCGAAACCGAGGAGUGUGUCCGGUACAUUCGAAGCCUCUCGGGACACGGCGGCGGCGGCGGUGCCGAAACGGGCGACGAACAGGCUCUCGUGAAACCCAUCGUCACGCCCAGGUUCGCCAUCAGCUGCACCCCGGAGCUGCUCACAGGGCUAGGCGAAAUGCUGAAGCGCGACGACACGCUAGCCAUGCAGACGCACUUCAACGAAGCCGAACAAGAGAUCGAGGCCACCAGGGCGCUCUUCCCGGCGUACGAGAGCGAGGCCGAUCUCUACGACGCCUUCGGGCUCCUCGGCAGGCGGUCCGUCCUGGCCCACUGCACCAUCAUGACGGACUACGACAAGGAACGCCUCGCGGCCCUGCGAUGCGGCGUCGCGCAUUGUCCUAUCGCCAACAUGACCGUCGGCGGCGGCUUCAUGGUCGCGCCCGUGCGGGACUUCCUCCGGCGGGGGAUCAAGGUCGGGUUGGGGACCGACAGCGGCGGCGGGUGGGCGUCGCAGAUGCUGGCCGUGAUGCGGCUGGCCAUGAUCGCGUCGAAUGCGAGGGUGGUACUGGACCGAGGCAGAGGAGACGAUGCUUCUUCGCUGUCGUUAGAGGAGGUGUUUUACCUGGCCACGAUGGGUGGGGCUGGAGUCCUUUGUCUCGAGGACCAGAUUGGGAACUUUGAGGUUGGAAAGCAGUUUGAUGCGGUGUGGGUCACGACCACGACGACGGAUACGGCGUUGCGGUCGGCCAUGACGCCGCGAGAAGAGGGCGAUUCGCUCAAGACCACGUUUGAAAAGUUUGUCAUGACGGGGGAUGAUAGGAACAUGGCACAUGUGUAUGUCAGAGGCCGACGGGUGGCCGGAGCAGGGGAUUAGAGAUUGGGAAUUUGCACGAACAGCCCAGAGUACAUAGUUCACGAUGGACGCGGUUGUCCUCGAGUACCCAAGUUCAAGUCUCAUUCAAGGCACCGCAAUUCUUCUUAGC